GUUUCUUUUUCGCGUUUAAACACUCUUAUGAACACUUUUAGUGCACUAGCUGAUCCAAACGAACCUAUUGAACCUACUGAUAUUGAAUUUUUUACUUUCACUGGCUUGGUUCCCGACGCCAAAGUUGCAGUUCAGAAAAGUUCUUUUGAGAUAGAAAAAUAUCCAGCCACUGUCUCUUUACUGGCCUGUUCAAACCAACAUGGAAACUUUGUAGCAGCAACCAACACAGGCUUUUUAUUUGGCAACACCAAAGCUUUAAGAAAGACUUUUUAUAACACUGAAAAAGGUGCUACUUCUACACUUGAAGAAGAUAAAGUCUCUGUUUCUCUUGAUAGACCAGUUCAACAAGUCAGAUAUUCAGCCAAUGAAGACCAAAUAUUGAUUGCAACAGCAGGAGGACAAUUGUUAGUGUAUUCAGUACAUGAUGUCCAAACAAAUAAGGAACACGUCAAACCAAUCCAUACUUACAACCUGGGCAAAGAAAUCAUUGAUUUAAGGCCUAAUCCAGAAGCAUUGCCCAACUUGACAGCCAUCUUAUUUAAGGAUCAACGCUGUCAAAUCAUGGACACCACAACAGGACAAACACAAUGUGACAUACCACUUGAUAAUGUCACUGCUAUUUGUUGGUCACCCAAAGGCAAACAAAUUGUGUGUGGUAAAACAGAUGGUAGCCUUCAGCACUUUGAUAUACAGGGCACUAGCAAAGAUGCUUUGUCUAUUCCAAAGCCUUUAGCUGCAGGUCAUGGAGAUGAACAAGAAAACAGAUAUGUACAGGAUGUAUUAUGGAUUGAAAACCACAUUUUUCUCGUCUUAUACGCUCGUCCUCGACACCAAGAAGAAGAGGAUUAUGUCAAUGAUGGCUAUAUUAUCAACAGAAAGCCAACAACAGGCAGUGCAGGUCCUGAAUACAUUCGUCUUGCAGAAGUCACGCCUAUUUUCAGCACAGAAGGUCGUGGUAAUCAUUUCUAUAUGGAGAUUGUCCGCGGCCUUGGUAGAGAAAUCAAGCAUUUGGUGAUCAUUGCUAAUGCUGCCACUGCGGAAUUAUCCGUUGUUGGUGAGACACAAGAUGGUGUCUGGUCAACAUGGCAAUUGCCUGAAAAUGGAUUAGCAAACCUUCCUUUGUCUGAAGAAACAUCAAUGGACACAUAUCCUCUUGGUUUAGCUUUGGAUUUAACAGCGGAUGAAAAGUUGCCUCCUGUGGAUCCCAGUGAGAACGAGACGGGUGUUGAUCCUGUACCUAUUCUCUAUUAUCUUAAUGAUGAAGGCCAUAUGGGUGCUCAUCAUUGCUAUAAUGUUGAGCUUGCCCGUAGAGGUGGAUCAUAUAAAUCAGAAAACCAACCUUCCAACACAACAACAACUACUACUAUUACAUCAUCAGCGCCCGUUUCUGCCUUUGGUACAUCUGCUUUUGGUUCUGCUAUGGAAUCAAAGAGCACUGGUGGCUCAUUCGCAGAUCUUUUGUCUGGUAAAGCAGCAGCACCACCUGCUACUACUACAGCAGGUGGGUUUGGCUCUAUUGGUGGAGGAGGUCUUCCUUCCUUUUCAAAUUUAGGUUCAGUACCAAAAAUAUCAUCUGGAUUUGCCAAUGCAUCUUCAUUCAGCACGCCUGCUAAACCUUCUUUUGGAGCUACUACAGGCUUUGGUUCAACAACAACUACUACUACUACUACUGCCAAUAACAAGCCUGCUUCUGCGUUUAUUGCACCUCAAAAACAAGAAGCAACAGAGAAAAAGCUUUCUUUCUUUGGAUCUACUUCUACUAGUGAAACCAAACCUGUUUUCGGAUCCUCUACAGACACCAAACCUUCUCUUUUUGGAUCUACUGCUGCUAAUGAAACCAAACCUGCUUUUGGAUCUACAUCAACACUCGGUGGAUUUGGUUCUUUGGCUAAAAAUACUGUGCCUGGGGCUACAUCGUUUGGAUCACCUUCUUCUCUUGGUUCUGGUGCCAGUUUUGGAUCAUUGGCAAAGAACACUGUACCUGGAGCUACAACACCUAAACCUUUUGGAUCAUCCUCAUUUGGUAGUAGCUCAUUUAGCUUUGGUGCUUCACCAUCAUCUCCUGCUGCUGUUACUACUACUACUACUACUACUACUACUACUACUUCUAUUACUAAAGCUACACCAUCUACUGUUGCUGCUGCUACAAUAACAACUAAAACUACUACUUCACCGUCUCCUACUACUUCUCCACCAGCUCUUGCUGUUACUAAAGCUACACCAGCUCCUGCUACUCCUACUACUACUACUACCACCGCCGCCACCGCCACCACCACUAGUGCUACUACAAAACCAUCUACUACAACACCUUCUACUCCUACCACUAAACCCACAUCUGAAGCACCUAGUAAAGACACCGAAAAAGAUUCUACAAGCACAACAAAGCCAGAACCUACAGCAAAGGAAGGCAUGGCAAAAGAAUAUGAAUCUUUAUAUAUCAUUGUCAAUCAAGAGUUAGAAAAGUUGAAACAAUAUGCUGAAAAAGCUUCUGUGGUUAUCAAUGCCAAUACUAGCUCGUUUGGACCAAAGACAAAAGAGAAUUUAGCAUCAGAAGGAUCCUGGUGUUUGACUGACUGUGCUCAAUUGGGUUCUAUCUCAAAAGAACUCUUGACAGAUGCUCAAAAGAUAGAAGAGGAACUCAAUCAAACUGAAAAUACACUGCAAGACCUUGUCUUGAGCUGUAAAAAAUCCAUGGACAAGAAGGAAGAUGUUGCUUAUUUACUGAAAAAGGAUGUGGAUCAUCAUGUUGUUGAUAUUAUGGACAACCGAGAAUUAGACGUAGAAGCCAAGUCUAAUUUGAAAUCACUCACAAGUAAAGCAGACGUGUUUGGUGGUGCAUUGGAUGAUUUAGAGUACAAGUUUCAAGAAAACAAGAGAAGAAACAAGAUUCGCAAUGAUCAUCAAUCAGGUGAACUCUCUUUGUAUUCUUUACACCGCGCUGUCAGAGAUAUUGAACGAGACAUGAUUUGCAAGAGCAAAGAGGUUGCUGAACUAGAAGAAAACUUUGCUCAUUUCAAAUUAAAUGACAGUAGAAGAAGAGCAAAGCGUGUUGCUUUUACCUGCGAUGAUCUAAGCGAUACUGAAGAUGAACAAGAGCCCCAAAUUACUGAAGCGUCUAUUCAACAUACAACCAGAUACCUUCGUCGCUAUAACUUCUUGGACUGUGUCUGUGAAGAAACGAGCAAGCGAAUGCCUAUUGAAACCACCAUAACUCAGUAAAUAAAC
This is a messenger RNA of Gilbertella persicaria, 3225 nucleotides long. RefSeq lists its product as uncharacterized. Gene Ontology annotation, molecular function: phospholipid binding; protein binding; structural constituent of nuclear pore. The transcript has 6 exons. Gene Ontology annotation, cellular component: nuclear pore central transport channel; nuclear pore. Gene Ontology annotation, biological process: RNA export from nucleus; protein import into nucleus. The record is from RefSeq and is a predicted model, not a curated record. NCBI's taxonomy places the organism in Eukaryota, Fungi, Mucoromycota, Mucoromycetes, Mucorales, Choanephoraceae. Bases 28 to 3219 code for a protein of 1063 amino acids.